CUGGUCUUGGCGUACGCAUCCAAAAGUGUCAUGGAGAUGAACAAAGACGACAGGGAGGAGGGUGUUGCUAGCUCGCGAGGGCGAGGGCGCCGUGGAGCUUGAGGAAGAUGAGGCGUCAUGGAGCUCAUGAGUCAUGACUGAGAAGUAUGCACGCUCGCUCCCGGCGCUCGCGAGUCUGCUCGUGGAGUUCCGCGACACAACCCACCUUGUCGCGUUCGGGCCAACCAGUUCAGGACGACCUCCUUCGCCACCGCACGCGACAUUGCCGUGUCCGCGCGGUGCCUCUUCAUGCCCAUGAACCUCCACAUGCUCUCGCUCGUCGUCCACCUCUCCGAGCUGGCUGCCUCCUUGCCCGGCGAGUUCAGAGACCUGGCCGAGCCGGUGCGUCUACCCGGCUGUGUGCCCAUCCUAGGGCCCGACAUCGUCUCGUCGCUCCAGGACCGGUUCGACCCAUCGUACGUGGUGAUGCUGCACCUCGUCGUGCGCUGCCGCGAAGCCGCCGAAGCCAUCCUCAUCAACUCCUUCGACGCUAUCAAGCCUGAGGCCGUCGAGGUUCUGCGCCAUCCAGCAAAGUCCGGCGGCCACCAGUGUACCCUAUCGACCCAGAUCCUUCAGGCCGAGCCCAACGACGGCGGCAGCGUCGAUGUCGAUUUCCUCCAACGCGAAGAAGCGGAGCGUCGGGAGCGCGGUGACGGCGGCAAAGAGGUGUCGUGGGGGAGGAAGAAGUGGGGCGGGGGCGACCUCCUCGCAGCCGCGGGAUGGGAGAUCUGGUGGUGACUUGCAAGUGGAGCUACAGGGAGAGGGAGUGCGAGAGCGAGAGCGAUGAGAUGGUGGAUGAUGAGGACAGCAA
This is a messenger RNA of Zea mays, 850 nucleotides long. Its product is annotated as UDP-glycosyltransferase 72B3. The record is from RefSeq and is a predicted model, not a curated record. Bases 289 to 777 code for a protein of 162 amino acids. The transcript has a single exon. Lineage: Eukaryota; Viridiplantae; Streptophyta; Magnoliopsida; Poales; Poaceae.